Messenger RNA from Prorocentrum cordatum, 1149 nucleotides. NCBI's taxonomy places the organism in Eukaryota, Dinophyceae, Prorocentrales, Prorocentraceae. The record is from the annotation of a GenBank genome assembly.
AUGGGGCUGCGGUCGGGCGGUGCCGAGGAGCUAACAGGCGCUGCCGAGCUCUUGAAGGCCACCAUCCACGGAGCUGCGCACGGUGCAGCGGCAGGCGGCGGCUCCAGGCAGGUAGUCGCGGCAGCCGUGGCCGCAGCUGUGCGCACGGUUUGGGCGCUGCUGGACGGCGGCGACGCGGCGUGCGCCGAGGAGGACCUCGAGCUCGCCAUGCGUCAGGCCGCCAUGGAGCCGGCUAUGCGCCACCAGAUGCGGGGCGCGCGGCCUUGCGGCAGGGACCGCGCCUUGCGCAACGUCGGCGCGCACGUCGACCUGGGCAAUGGCGUGGAGGUCCUGCAGGAGGCCCUCUCUCGGCCGCAGGGCGCGCAGCGCGGCGGCCGAUGCGCGGCCCGCGCGGCGGACCCGCCCCCAGCGGCAGGCGAGGCAGCUGUGAGCUCGGUGCAGGCCGCGCCCGACUUCGGGCGGGCCGGGGCCAAAUCGGGGGCGCUUGUUGUGCGGGCCCCUGCUGCCGUCGGAGCGGCCGGCGCCGAGGCGGAGGCGGGCGGCAGGCCCCGCGGCCACCGCCGUCGGCGCCGUCGCGCCGAGGCUGCAACGGUGGGCUCUGGGCCGCAGGAGGGCGACGGCAGCGGUUGUAGCCUCAGCACGGUCGGCAGCGAACAGGAGCUGGAGGACGGGCUGAAGGAGAGGCGCCGCGGCCAAGAGCCUGUUGCGAGCCAGCGGGCGGCGGAGCUGGUUGCCACCCCGCUCUCCCCGACGCCCAGGGCCGAGCAGCGCAGCCGCGAGCCGUCCGAGUGCGACGAGGGCGAGCUGCGCGACGUGGACGGGCACGACGACGCCGAGCAGAGGCGGCAGCGCAGCGUGAACUGGGACGACGGCGGGUCGGAGGGAUCCGUGCAGAGCGUGAAGAUCGGGCGCCAGGCCUUGUCCACGGAACGUGUGGUCGCCUGCGUCCUGGCCACGCAGCUUCGGCCCAUCGGGAGCACGGUGUCCAGCUCCUCGGCCUUCCUUUCUCUCGGCGGCUGCGUGAAGAACGCCGCUCGGGUCGUGGAGAUGCUCGAGAAGAGGUUCGGCGUCUCGCUCCCUAGCUCGGCCGAGUCCGACCUGUUGCUCGCUAGGGCGGGUUGGCAGACGGUGCAGGAUAUCGCCGACUGA